AUGACACAAACCGCGUCAGCAUCAGAGCUGGCCACGCUCACCCUCGAUCACAUCUUGACAGAUCUCGAGGGGCUGUCGUCUUCAAACGCACUUUUCACCCUCGCCCAGACCUCGGCGCAACCGAGCCGAUCGCGCACCAGCGUAGAGGUCUUGCAGAGCUUCGAAAGCGGUAGCGCGCCGUCGAGCCGGAAGGCGUACGUGGAGCUGUCGCAUCAGCUGUCGGCGAGCUAUAGGACAGCACAGCGGUUGAAUGACGAACGCGUGACGGCGGCGCAGGUGGGGCUGGUGUUGCCGUCGGAGCGCAAGAGUCGCGCUUCGGCGGCGUCGGCAUCACAGAGGGGUGGUGGCAGAGAUGGAUCGUGGCGGAGUGGGGAGGAAGAGACGUCGACGAGGACGGAUCUGCUGCAUGCCAAAGUGGCCGAUCUGCAGGCUCGGGUCGAUGCAUGGGAUCGGGCGUUGCAGCAGGCGGUGCAGCUGGUUGAUGGUACACCACCACCUCACGGCGCCGCGCAAGGUGCGGCAGAGAUGAAGGCAGACAAGAUCGCUUCAGCUUCUCUUGGAUCGGGGGUAGCUCAGGACCACGACGAACAGAUAGCAGAGAGCGCACCCGUCUCUGCUCUCGAGUCAACGCUGUCGACGGGCCAGCAACGCGAAGAGCACAUUGAAGUGUCAAGCACCGCCCCACCCGCCACUGCGGUCGCCGCGACAUCCGCAACAGAAGAUGUCUUCGAAGACGACGAUCCAUGGAGCGACCUCACCUAG
Sporisorium graminicola is the source of this 762-nucleotide messenger RNA. RefSeq lists its product as uncharacterized. Bases 1 to 762 code for a protein of 253 amino acids. The record is from RefSeq and is a predicted model, not a curated record. The transcript has a single exon. NCBI's taxonomy places the organism in Eukaryota, Fungi, Basidiomycota, Ustilaginomycetes, Ustilaginales, Ustilaginaceae.